Messenger RNA from Cucumis sativus (cucumber), 1486 nucleotides. RefSeq names its product ribonuclease P protein subunit p29. Gene Ontology annotation, cellular component: ribonuclease P complex; ribonuclease MRP complex. Lineage: Eukaryota; Viridiplantae; Streptophyta; Magnoliopsida; Cucurbitales; Cucurbitaceae. Gene Ontology annotation, molecular function: ribonuclease P RNA binding. The transcript has 8 exons. Bases 339 to 1241 code for a protein of 300 amino acids. Gene Ontology annotation, biological process: rRNA processing; tRNA 5'-leader removal. The record is from RefSeq and is a predicted model, not a curated record.
AAAAUACAAGAAAAAUGUUAACACAAUUACCUUAAACCCUCUACCCUAAACUCCCGUUUACCCAGCCGGCGAGCGUUUGGGUCUUCACAUUCUCCGCCUCCGCCUCCUCCUACUACCCACCUGCCGACGUUCGCCUCUGCAUCUUCGCCGCCAACUGUCGAUUUCACGUUCCAGCCGCUCCUUCCUAUUACCAGCCACUGCACCCCAUCCCGCCGCUUGCCGUUCUUGCCCGCCGCCGUCUCAGCGGCUGUCACACACGCUGCAGCCUCGUCUUUUUCCGAUACCAAGGUUGUAUUAUUUGUUUCAUUUGGGAAGGAUUAAUCAACCAACAAAUUUCAAUGGCGGACAAUAAAGCUUCUCAAGAUCUAAGGAAACACGCGUUGGAGGCAUUGGAGCGGAGAUGUGCUGCCGCUAAAGUCGAACUUCUUCAACAACAGAAGAUUAGUUCUACAGAGAAAUCAAAGAAAGAAGUCGAGGGAAAAUCGGCUUUGAACAAUUCCACUUCAGUUGUUUCAAGAAAUCAGUAUAAUUCUUCAAUUCCUUUGCCCUCUGAAGGGAAACCCCCAUACAAAGAUGUGAAUGAAAGUGAUCCCAUAUAUUUCACCCUCUCAGCUGCUGUGAAUGAUAAAUUGAUGGCUACAAGUAUGGAUGUUUCAAAUAAUAGAGGAAGAGUAAUUGACAGGAUUUAUCACAAGUUAAAAACCAGUGGUUACGUUAAGCGGUCUAAAGAAUUGAAAGUUGAUGCUUAUAUCCUUCUUGAUAAUUUCGUUCCAAAACGUGCUGGAAUGAUUGGCUCUCGUAUGAGAGCUUUGCGGAGCAAUUCAAAACGAUCCAAAAGGCAUAUGUCCAUGAAGCAGCAUAAAAAGUGUGGAACACUUGAUUUGCCUUCUGAUUGCCGCAAGUUUGAAAUCUUUUUGCCAAUGCAUGAUAUGUGGAAGAGCUACAUGAAACAACGGUUGCACAAUGUUGGGCCAGAUGCUUUAGCUCGUAAUCUUCUCAUUGCAGAUCUUCACGGUGCCAUGAUCCGAGUUGUCGAGUGUAUAAUACCUGCUUUUACUGGAACAAGUGGCGUCAUGAUACGAGAAACUGCAGAAACUUUUGGAAUCGUGACGAAAGAUGAUAAGUUUCGAGUUGUGCCAAAGAAGUCUUCUGUGUUUAUUUUCCAAUGGGAUUGCUGGAAAGUUACAUUGCUAGGAGAUAAACUCAGUUCAAGAAUUCCGAGUUUGCCAUCUACUAAUUGAUUCCAUUAAAUGAUUUACAUGAACAACAAUCUUUGCUAUAAUAUUAACACCGUACAGGUGUAAAUUCUCUAGGAUUAAAUUACUCUGAAUAUCGAAAUUGUUAUGUGGUUGUAGGGAAACCCCUCGAGCCUGUAGAUAAAUGAGUUAAUAGAGUAAGGUGUAAGAAUUGAGAAAGUUGAAUUGGGAAUUAAGUAUAUUGUUCCCCUACUCUUAAAAUUACAAAUUUAUGUUUUGUUUUGUUUUUU